This is a messenger RNA of Silurus meridionalis, 2002 nucleotides long. It is a transcript of the gene mafaa, whose product is annotated as v-maf avian musculoaponeurotic fibrosarcoma oncogene homolog Aa. Gene Ontology annotation, cellular component: nucleus. The transcript has a single exon. Lineage: Eukaryota; Metazoa; Chordata; Actinopteri; Siluriformes; Siluridae. The record is from RefSeq and is a predicted model, not a curated record. Gene Ontology annotation, molecular function: RNA polymerase II cis-regulatory region sequence-specific DNA binding; DNA-binding transcription factor activity, RNA polymerase II-specific. Gene Ontology annotation, biological process: regulation of transcription by RNA polymerase II. Bases 819 to 1817 code for a protein of 332 amino acids.
GAGAGAGAGAGAGAGAGAAAGCGCUGGGAAAACAGAAUAAGCUGUUAACAGGGAUCAUAUAUUUAUUAACCUCUACAACAACAACAACAAGAAGUAUAUCAGAGCCAUCCUACUCGGAGCACAAGCUACUCCAUGAGCUCAGGAUAUCUGCUGAAAGACUUUCUGUGUUCUGUCCCAUCGGUGGAUGUUACUGUGAUUAGUUUUUCCUUCAUGUGAGUGUUUUCUUGCUCUGUUUCUUACUGACUUUUCCCAAAAGCUCAUCAUUCCACAUACCCGGACUGAUCAAGUGGCUGAUGGUUCCCUCAAGUUGUCGGUACUGUUGGUGGCUCUUCCACACGAGUGAGGACAACUUUCAGCUCCUUGUCCCUGUAUGAGAAGGACUACUUGGCACAGCUGGAGAAAAGGGAUAACCGACCGUGCAAAAAAAAAAAGACUCAAACUUUAUCCUGUGUUUUUUUUUGGCAUUAUUAAUAAUAAGAGCUUCACCUGAAGGACUGGAACAGCAAGACUCAGGACAAGCAAGCUCUGAAGUUCUGAAGGGUCGAGUUCCUAUUCGUGCAUUUGACCCGAGUGAAGUUGUCAACAAGAGGAGCGAGGAGACGACCUGGCAGGUGGACAACUGAGUUUCCACGUGUGGUGCCUGUCUAGUCCUUCUGCUAUAAAUAGAAGACGGUAGAAAUCUACGCGUUAAAACCAGAAGAACAGCAGCGUCUUUACGGGACAGGGCAGAACAUCUCAGGACAGGACAGGGCAGGACAGGGCCUCUCACUCCCACUCGCUUUGGCUCUGAGGCUGCACGUGUCCUCGCAUGGACUGACAUGGCCACGGACCUCGCCAUGAGCGCCGACCUCCCCAACAGCCCCCUGGCCAUCGAGUACGUGAAUGAUUUCGACCUCAUGAAGUUUGAGGUUAAAAAGGAGCCCCCCGAGGCCGAGCGUUACUGCCACCGCUUACCCCCAGGUUCCUUGUCCUCCACGCCGAUCAGCACGCCGUGCUCGUCCGUGCCUUCCUCGCCGAGCUUCUGCGCACCGAGUCCCGGCGCACAGCCCGUCCAGAACCUCGGAGUAAACAACAACAACAACAACAGCAGCAGCAGCAGCAUCAGCAACGGUGGAAACAACAGCGGUAACAGUACUCAAGGCGCCUCGGGCAAACCCCAGCUGGAGGACUUCUACUGGAUCCCUAACUACCAGCACCACAUCAGCCCGGAGGCGUUGAACUUGACCCCCGAGGACGCGGUCGAGGCGCUGAUUGGCAACGCGCACCAUCACCACCAUCACCACCACCACCAGCCCUACGACACGUUCCGGGGCCAGCAGUACGUCGGCGAGGACCUGACGACCUCCACGAACGGCUACCACCACGCGGCGCACGCGCACCACGCGCACCACCACCACGGCCACCACGGCCACCACGCGCACGCGCGCCUCGAGGACCGCUUCUCGGACGAGCAGCUCGUCAGCAUGACCGUGCGCGAGCUGAACCGGCAGCUGCGCGGCUUCAGCAAGGAGGAGGUUAUCCGCCUGAAGCAGAAGCGGCGCACGCUGAAGAACCGCGGCUACGCGCAGUCGUGCCGCUACAAGCGCGUCCAGCAGCGGCACAUGCUCGAGUCGGAAAAGUGCACGCUGCAGAACCAGGUGGAGCAGCUCAAGCAGGACGUGGCGCGUCUGGCCAAGGAGAGGGACAUGUACAAAGAAAAGUACGAGAAGCUCGCAGGCCGGACCUUCAACAGCGGCGGCGGCGGCGGCAGCAACUCCAACCGGGACCCGUCGAACGGCAGUCACGGGAAAACCUCAACAGCGGAUUUCUUUAUGUGAGAACUGUUUCAGCUCCUUUUUUUUGUUUGUUUUUGUUUUUGUUUUGUUUUAUCCCGCACAAACUGAUUAAUUUUUAAUUUUUAAUUUAAUUUCAUUUUUUUUUACUUUCGUUUUUAUGAGUGUGAAAUUUAUUUGAUUUUUAUUUAGGUAACAGUUCCUGCACAGCAAAAUCCCAGAUGCUGAAU